CUCCUGGACUUCCGGGGGCGCCGUCCUGAAGACACAGCAGGACGCCGCACGUCCGGGAGCCGAGCGCCCGCGCACCAGAGGCCACCCCCUGGCGAAUGGGUUGUACUCUUGCGAGCUGCCGAGGGGAGGAGGAGGAGGAGGAGGAGGAGGAGGAGGAGGAGGAGGAAGAGGAGGAGGAGGAGGAGGAGGGCGAGCGGCGGGGUGCCAGCGGGCCGGCGGCCCGCGAAGGCCCGGGCUCGGCAUCCGCUAGGAAGGUGCCACGCGCCUCGGAGGGCUCGUGCUACACAGCGUUUCGCCAGGGCAGGCGCAGCAUGUGGCCAGCCGCGCGCGGAACACCUAGAGAGGAGAGGCGGAUGGAGGGGGAACGCUGGUGGGGGGGAGGUUUCGGGUCCGAGAUCCGAUGUGUGCUGCUCCCAUCGUGCUUUUAUAAGCCACGUGCAACAAAUCCUGUGGUUCCAGGGACUGCUGAGCCAGAUCGACAUUCUGAAAACACAGGUGCGCUCUAAACGUUUUUUGCUGAGACAUCAGACGUGCACGCUAAACGUUUUUGUCUCAGCCAUCGGAAGUGCACGCUAAACGCUGCACAACCGCGCAUAGAGUGCACCCCUCCUACGACGUGCACUCUGUACGACCCCCGAAUAGCGUGCACAUCAAAGUCACCACGUGCACGUUGUAUGUGGCGUUUUGACCGUAGCGCACCGCGGCGUCGGCAAACUAGGCAGCUCGCUGACCCACGGCAGGGCGCGCGCGCACCCGGAGCUGCCGCGGACUCUGACGCCGGAGAGCCCCUGACAAAUUUCACGGGCGAGACCGAGGCAAGCUGAUCCUCAUGACUACGAGAGAUCCGCGUCCAGCUUCAGCGGAGCCAAGCCUUCUUCCUUUCUCCGCAUCUCCUCCACGAUGCCCGUGUCAGUCAACUGCUUGUCGCCCCUCCGGCUGAAGUAGAAGAAACUCGGGUGGACGCCGUA
This is a messenger RNA of Prorocentrum cordatum, 968 nucleotides long. NCBI's taxonomy places the organism in Eukaryota, Dinophyceae, Prorocentrales, Prorocentraceae. The record is from the annotation of a GenBank genome assembly.